AUGGACACCGACUCCGAAGACGACUCUGAUUACGUCCCGCCGACAGACAAGGGUGGUUCGGACGGCGAAGCUCCUGCCCCCAAACGCGCCCGCACAGAAGAUCACAAAGACCAGGCAGCUUUGAACAGUGAACGCGAGCAAGCCAACGAUGGGGCGUACACAGCAUUCAAAGCGUCCUUGAACGCCUCUCCCGAAGACCAUGCUCACGUACCUGUCUCCGCUGAGAUGGUAAAGAUCACCAAACGUUACAGAUACGCGGGCGAAGAAGUCAUCGAAGUGAAAGAGGUUCCAGCAAACUCUGACGACGCCAAGAAGUGGCCGCAUUGGACACCUUCAGAUAUUCCGACAAUUCCUUCUUCCGCCGUGCCUGCCACCUCGGAUACGGGGACCUUGUCUGCUCCCUCUACAUCCACUGCGACGGCCGGUGCGCCCGCGACGAAGCCCUCUGGAAAGCGACCAGGCCCGCGCAAGGGCAAGACGAAGCUCGGAGAAAUCCCGAAGAAGGAGCCGAUUCGGAGACUGACCACGCUCGACAAGUCGGCGAUGGAUUGGCGCGCGCAUGUGGAGGGAGAGGAGUCUGCGGAAAUGAAGGACGAGCUGGAGGCGAACAGACGUGGGGGCGGGUAUUUGGAAAAGGUGGAGUUCCUGCAGCGCGUGGAAGCCCGGAAGGAAGAAGUCCUGGAUGCGUCCAAAGGCAAGCGCAGGCGAUGA
Molecule: messenger RNA, 711 nt
Organism: Epithele typhae
Lineage: Eukaryota; Fungi; Basidiomycota; Agaricomycetes; Polyporales; Epitheliaceae
Exons: 4
Coding region: 1-711 (236 amino acids)
Source: RefSeq, a predicted model, not a curated record